UGUGGCUGUUAGCGGUAGCUAACUUAGAUUUUUCCUCCGCCGUUGCACUUCGCUCCCAUUCACAGGAGACUAUCCCGGUGAAGCAGCAGUGAAACGCACACCAUGGCAGAGCAGGACCCCACACCAGAGCAGCUGGCAGCCAUUGCAGCAGCCAACGAGGAGAGCGAAUCCUCCAUUAACUACAAACCUCCAGCCCAGAAGAGCCUACAGGAGAUCCAGGAGCUGGACAAAGAUGACGAGAGCCUGCGGAAGUACAAAGAGGCACUGCUGGGAAAAGUUGAUGUGGUUGCAGAUCCCACUGCCCCAAACGUCCAGGUGACGCGAAUGACUCUGAUGUGUGAGACAGCACCCGCUCCCCUUAUCCUUGACCUGCAGGGAGACCUGGAUGGCUUUAAGAAAAACCCAUUUACGCUGAAGGAGGGAGUUGAAUACAAAAUAAAGAUCAACUUCAAGGUGAACAAGGACAUUGUGUCGGGCCUGAAGUACAUUCAGCAGUUAUUCAGGAAAGGAGUUAAAGUUGAUAAGUCGGAGUACAUGGUUGGCAGCUAUGGCCCGAGACCAGGCGAGGAAUACGAGUUCCUCACCACCCUGGAGGAGGCGCCCAAAGGGAUGCUGGCCCGCGGUACCUACAACAUCAAGUCUAAGUUCACCGACGACGACAAGCACGAUCACCUCUCCUGGGAGUGGAGCCUCGCUGUCAAGAAAGACUGGAAAGACUGACUCCCCCCUCAUCUGCAUCCUCCUCUGCUUUGUCCAGCUUUCUCUUUCUUAAAGUCAUUCCAUGAUUUUUGUUCUGGAUUUUAUAUUUUUUUUUUCCCUCCCCAUUUUUUUUCCUUCAGACUUUAGCUCUCUCCGUCCUUCACCCCUCUGCUUUUGCCAUCUUUUUUUGUUUUAUUCCAAUCAUGUCAUUCCUCCCAUCAUAACGCUGCAUUUGUUUGCACCCACACUUUCUGAUAAGUAUUAAAUCCUCAAAACAUGGAGAACGCAAACAAUAUGCACAAUAUAGAUUUUCACUUAUAGAUUUGUUUAUAAAAGAAAAGGAAAAAAAAAAAGUAUUACCUGUAUGUGAUUUUCUCUACCCUGUUCCACCUUUUCUUUUAUUUGUUUAUUUUCUGAUUCUUUUGUAUUAACCACAAUCUGCCUUGGAUAACAUCGUACAGGAAGCGCUAGCGCUGUGUGUACGUGGUCACUUUACGGUCAUUGAGCAAUCAUUGCUGGACACAACUCUUGGACGCAGCCCUGCUAAAGCCUUUGAGCAGAUUAUUUGUACUUGGGUCUUGUUAAAUUAUUUGGAAUUCAGGCCAGCUGUUUCUCAAUAGUUUAUCGUUCCAGGCAAAUUCUGCUGAGAGAACAUGGAGGGGAAGCGGUUACCUCUAACCCUUUGUAAACCCCUGCGGCUGGUUCCCUCCUGAUCCGGGUUUUUUGGCAGUUUUAUGAGCAGCCACGUGGCCUUAACAACUAUUAGGAAUAAGUAGACGAUUUAGAUGAGCCAUUUGCCUUCAGAUUAAAUAUAUGUGAGCCUAUUUUUACACAACUUGUAAUUCAUGGACAGGGAAUCAGGACUUCCGGUGUUUAUAUUUCAGGUUUGAUUACUUAUAAAAGCCAUUGCAUAUGAGUGUUGGAUAACAUCUCGACACCAUCUUCAUUCCAGUGCUUGUAGUGGUUUUUAAAAUCUAAUAAAUGAACUCUAAGAGUCCAGUUUGUACUUGCGGCUGCUACUCGGUGUCCUCAUGUCCCCGAGGAUAUUUCCAGUGUGUCCGCAGCUCCUUCUUGAACUGAACACAGGAACUGUUCAUCUACUCACUUUGUGUAAAGUUAAAAUGACCACUGCUCACUGUGCCUCCAGACUCGUCACUGAGGGUGAAACAUGGUCUGUACUUAAGUCUUGGGAUCGGUAUAGGACUUCACAUCCUCACCCAAUACUGGUGGUUAACACACAUCCUGCCAUAGUCAAAGUGGUUGCUUAUUUUAUACAGUUCAUAAAUAAAUAUAUGAAUGAGGUGCGUUUGGCUUUGGUUCAGCUCCAACAUGUCAUGAAUGGAUGGUUUUUUCUUGGUGAGCUGAGUUUGACUCUGUGCUAUGUUACCUCAGUUUACUGAUUUCCUGUGUUCAUAUUAAAGUGUUCAGACUGGG
Molecule: messenger RNA, 2133 nt
Organism: Melanotaenia boesemani (Boeseman's rainbowfish)
Lineage: Eukaryota; Metazoa; Chordata; Actinopteri; Atheriniformes; Melanotaeniidae
Gene: arhgdia
Product: Rho GDP dissociation inhibitor (GDI) alpha
Exons: 6
Coding region: 103-720 (205 amino acids)
Biological process (GO): Rho protein signal transduction
Cellular component (GO): cytoplasm; cytosol; membrane
Molecular function (GO): protein binding; Rho GDP-dissociation inhibitor activity
Source: RefSeq, a predicted model, not a curated record